Messenger RNA from Cladocopium goreaui, 375 nucleotides. NCBI's taxonomy places the organism in Eukaryota, Dinophyceae, Suessiales, Symbiodiniaceae. The record is from the annotation of a GenBank genome assembly.
GUCAGCGUUGUGGGCGUGGCGCUGGCAGGACCGAAAUCUGUGGGGCAUGUGAACAGCCUCAGCGGCAAGUGCUUUGAAUCCGACGGGAGUGGCUUCACCUGUGAUGCCGGUCCUGAGACAGUGGUCUGGGAUCCAGAUGCUCCCUGCGGAGACGGGAAAGCCUACAUUCACGCAGCACCCAAUGCAGGGAGCGCCCCCAUGACAGCAGGCGCAGGGAAAACGGUCCACACCUAUUUCUCGGCCACCGUGAAGAACCCUGAGCAGUUCGCUUCGCUGGUUGGCACCUGCGCUCCGUCCCCGGUGGCGAUUGGACCUAUGACGUCCUGGCAGGUGGCGGACACCCGGCGAGGUGGGAGGUGCCAGGAGGCAGCCUGA